AUGAAGUCCAUUCUUGCAUCUUUCAGCCUUCUCGCCAUCCUUGCUAACGCCAAUCCUGUUGAGCCUCGCCAAUCUUGCCCGAAGGUACAUGUUUUCGGCGCUCGUGAAACGACCGCCUCUGCCGGCUAUGGGACUGCUGGAGGUCUAGUGAACCAAGUCCUCGCCUCCUACUCAGGGUCUACCGCCGAAGCGAUCGUGUACCCAGCGUGCGGCGGCCAGGCCAGCUGUGGCGGCGUCAGCUACGACAGUAGCCAAAGCCAGGGCACGACGGCAGUAGUGAAAGCGGUCAACGACUUCAAUGCGAAGUGUCCAAGCACUCAGUUAGUUUUGGUUGGCUACAGCCAAGGCGGCCAAAUCAUGGACAAUGCGAUCUGUGGUGGUGGCAGUGCGCAGCUCUCGGGCAAUGCAUUGAACGCGGUGAAGGCGGCGAUCUUCAUGGGUGAUCCGAGAUAUGUGCAUGGCUUGUCGUAUAAUGUUGGGACGUGUGCAGCGCAAGGGUUCGCUGCUCGGCCGGUUGGAUUCACGUGUGUGUCUGCGGCGAAGCUCAAGAGCUACUGUGAUGCUCCGGACCCGUACUGCUGUACUGGAAAUGAUGCUGCUACGCACCAGGGCUACGUUACAAAGUAUGGGAGCCAGGCAUUGGCUUUCAUCAAGACUAAGGUGACUGCGUAA
Molecule: messenger RNA, 672 nt
Organism: Pseudovirgaria hyperparasitica
Lineage: Eukaryota; Fungi; Ascomycota; Dothideomycetes; Acrospermales; Acrospermaceae
Product: acetylxylan esterase precursor
Exons: 2
Coding region: 1-672 (223 amino acids)
Molecular function (GO): hydrolase activity
Source: RefSeq, a predicted model, not a curated record